AUGGCACAGGUAUAUACAGAACGGGACCAGGAUCAAGAAGAUGACAAUAAUAAUUACGAAGAAAAAGAAGAAGGGAAAGAUAUAAUAAGUGAACUGGUGAAAGCAGUCAAGGAACUGAUAGAGGAAAACAGAACAAUGAGAGAAGAGAUAAAAGAAUUAAAGAAAGAAUUAUUUGAACGAGACAAAGAAGAAAUAUCUGAAAUAAAAGAGGAUAUACAUAGAUUGGAAAAAGAAGCUAAGAAGGAAAAGGAAGAACGGAGGAAAGAAAGGGAAAGUCUAAAAGCACACCUAAACGGGGAAGUAAGAAUAAAAGGAUCAGAACUAAAGGAACAAGAUGCCAAAAGGGAGAUGGAACAUUUCAUACUAGAGAAAAUAGAAGUCGAGUGCGAGUUACUCUGGGUGAAGAAAAUAGGGAAAGGAGAGAAAGGACUAAUAUUAGCAAAAGUGGACACCUGGGAAAAUAAACAAAACAUCAUGAGAAACAAAAAGAAAUUAGAUAGAGAAAGUAUUUAUAUAGAGCAGGAUCUCACCUACAUGGAAAGAGAAGUACAAAGGAAUAUUGCAGCAGAAGUGAGAAGGAUAAGAAUGGAAGGAAGAGUGGCGAAGAGUCUACUUAUCGAGAUCAUCGAAAGUUUAAAUAAAAAUUUUGUAAAAUAUUAUGAUCCACCCGAGGUACUAUGCAUCGAUGAAUCACUAAUCCCAUUCCGCGGGCGAAUCAUAUUCAGGCAGUAUUUGAAGCAGACAAUACACAAAUAUGGCAUAAAAAUAUUUAAGUUGUGCUGUAAGCAUGGAUUCACAUACAAUUUUCAUAUCUACGCUGGAAAGACUCUUGACAAGAAAAACACAACACCAAUAAAUAUUGUAAUGUGUUUAUUUAACACUUUAUUUCAUAAAGGUCAUACGUUGUAUACUGAUAAUUGGUACACCAGUGUAGAUUUGGCAAAUAAGCUGAUAGACAAAAAUACACAUCUGAUUAGUACACUUCGAACACAUCGUGAAAGAAAUCCAUACGAAGUAAUAAGUAGUAAAUUGAAAUUCAGAGAAAUUAUCGCCAAAGAAAAUAAUAAUGGUAUUACAGUGCUGAAGUGGAAAAACAAGAGAGACGGUUUGGUCCUGUCGACAAAACAUUCAAGCGAAAUGAUAAAUGUGAUAACAAAAAGAGGAUUUUGCCGCAAACCCAAAAUUAUAGCUGAAUAUAAUAAGGCAAAGACCUUUAUUGACUUGUAGGACCAAAUAAGUGCAUAUAGCAGUCAUUUGAGAAGAAUUCUAAAGUGGUAUAAAAAAUUAGCUUUUGAGGGACGCGCAUAA
This is a messenger RNA of Eufriesea mexicana, 1308 nucleotides long. RefSeq lists its product as uncharacterized. Lineage: Eukaryota; Metazoa; Arthropoda; Insecta; Hymenoptera; Apidae. The record is from RefSeq and is a predicted model, not a curated record. The transcript is spliced from 3 exons.